Molecule: messenger RNA, 3267 nt
Organism: Cuscuta europaea
Lineage: Eukaryota; Viridiplantae; Streptophyta; Magnoliopsida; Solanales; Convolvulaceae
Source: the annotation of a GenBank genome assembly
AUUCUUUUCCAAAAAGGAAAAGGGGAGAUAAAUUUGGGACACAGUGAAAUGGAAAUAAUGAAGAUAUUAUGGGACGGAGUAAUUUUUAAAUAAUCCAUCAAUGCCCAAUUCAAUAACUCUCUUUGUGUAUAAGCAAGCCACCCGGCUGGGUAAAGAUGUGUUCUUGAUUCACGAAUGACUGCGUGGAGUUGCAAAUGAUCUUAUGUCUAAUAGAACUAUAGAAGUCCCUUCCAAGUUCCAAACUUCCAAUAUAAUACGGAGUAUGGCUUUGUGGUAGCAUGUAAAGUAAAAAGCCGCAGCUUAUGCUGUCUCAUUCGGCAGCAAAGUAUUGCCAUUUGGUCAUCCAGAAAAUCAGUAAACACACAUUCGCUGCAAGAGAGAACAAUCGUCACUAUAUACCAUCGCCAAGUCAACGAUAUGGUACGGAAAUUGAUCUUUUUCGGUCUUCCAAGCAGCUAAGUGAUCACAUGAAAAUGGGAAGGAUUCAAAACGCACAGAAGCUGUUUGACGAAAUGACUGUGAAGAACAUUGUGGUUUGGUCAAUAAUGGUCCACGGGUACUCAAAGAAUGGGUUCUAUGGAAAAGCUUUGAAAUGUUUUAGUACAUUGAGACAUUCCGGUCUGGUCCCGAAUUCUUUUACCUUUGUGGGAGUUCUUGUAGGCGUCUCUGGGCUUGAAGUCAUUGCACUUUGUCAAGUCAUUCACGGGCUUAUAGUGAAGACUGGGUGGGAGACUAACUCUGUUGUGGUCACUGCACUACUUAAUACUUACUCAAGGUGUUGGUCCAUAGGUGAUUCUUACAAGGUUUUCAAAACCAUAAAGCCCGAAAGCCAAGUUCCAUGGAAUGCAAUGAUGAGCGCAUUUGUGUAUAAUCAGCUUUUCGAAGAAGUAUUGUUCCUGUUUAACAGUUUCAGGGAGUCUGGUUUUGUUCCUAAUGCCGUGACAGUAAUGACUCUGAGCCAAGUUUGUGUUGCCAAAAAAUCUCAGCAUCUUUGUGAAUCAGUUCAUAGUUUUUGCAUUAAAUUUUGCCUGUUAUCUGAUAUGGAGGUCAGCAAUGCAAUCCUUUCCAUGUAUUCAAAUUUGACUGACUUAAAUGCUGCCAGACUAGUAUUCAAAUCAAUGGAAGAUAAAGAUGUUAUUACCUGGUCAACAAUGAUGGGGCUUUUGGUCCAACUGGAAUAUACCUCCGAUGCUAUAAAUCUUUUCUUUCAAAUGAGAGAUUUUGGAACCGGUUAUGAUGGAGGUGUCCUAGUGAAUCUCAUUUCAGCUUGUGGACUUAUGGGAAAUUUGAAAAUGGGAAAAUCUGUUCACGUCCAGACAAUCAUUAAUGGUUUUGGAUCAGACAUUCAACUGACUAAUUUCAUGAUAUCAAUGUAUGCAAGAUGUGCGGACCUUGAUUCUUGUACAUGUCUGUUUGACCAAACAACUAAGAAGAAUGUCAUUUCAUGGACAUGUAUGAUUUCUGGACUUCUGAUCAAUAGAAGGCCUAGGGAAGCACUUGACAUGUUCAUUGGUGCAAGAAAAAAAGAAAAUUUAUAUGCCGAUCCGAUACUUUUGGUAAAUGCUUUAGCUGCAGCAAGUGAAUUAGGUGCCUUAGACUUCUGCAUGCAGCUCCACUGCUAUGCUUUCCAAUCUGGAUUUAUACCCUACAGAUGUGUGCAAAAUUGUCUCAUUUCAGUUUACUCAAAGUGUGGGGAUGUGGAACUUGCCCGGAGUGUUUUUAUGCAAAUGACCUCUCUUUGUGAUAUUAUUUCUUGGAAUGCAAUGAUUUACGGGUAUGGGAUCAACGGCCAUGGAAAGACUGCUCUAUCACUUUUUAUUGAGUUCACGAAUUCGGGGGGAAUCCCUGAUUCCACCACUUACCUAUGUGUUAUGAGUGCUUGUAGCCGUGCAGACAUGAUAAACGAUGGUUUGAUUAUUUUCAGUAAGAUGCUCGAGGAAGAAAAAAUUAGAGUUUCUGAGGAGCACUAUGGAUGUCUUGUUGAUUUGCUGUCUCGAGCCGGUUACUUGUCUGAUGCCAGUGAGUUAAUGGAUGGAAGAGAUCGAAAUGCUUGGAAGGCUUUGUUGAAUGGGUGUAUGCUUCAUGAUGAUAUUAAACUGGCUGAGGUUGCUGCAAGAAGGUUGGAUAGAUUGGGCGAGUCAGACCAUGGAGAGGAUGUGGUGAUCAUGUCAAAUCUUUAUAAAUCAGUCGGGCGUUUUCAAGAUGCUGAAGCCUUGAGGUUGAACAUGGCGGGAAAGAAGUCGAUGAAAGAACCCGGGUUAAGCUAUCUUAGUGGUGGCAAUCGUAAUCUAUAUACUCGUGGCUGAAAUUUAUGCUAGUUCAACCCCAUGGGCAGAUUUAGAAACUAGUAUUAGGCAGAGCCGCAGAGGGGCAGGAAAGAUUGUGGUUGUUCGGUAGACUGAAUGAAGAAAAGGAAGUUUACCUAAAAAAUAGGAGUAUUAAAUUGCACUGAACUUCCCCACCAUAGCCCCAAUGUAAAUUCAUCUUGAUCAAGAAGAAUCAACGAAGAGCAUCUCCAAUGCUCCACUUUCGAUACUAAUAAAUUUAUGCCACAUCAUCAAAUUAAAAAGCCGUAUGAAAAAAACUUCUCCAAUGCAGUCUGUAUGCGUUGCAGUCAUGCGUACGUGUUGAAGAAAGUGUCAACCCCACUUUCUGAUUUUACAAAGCCAUUUACACUGGCUGAGUCAGCUAUUUGAAAUGUAUCACGUAAAAUCUGGACAUUCAAAUCAGAAUUUGGAUGAAAAAAGUGGUGCGGCUUUGUGUAAACGCCGGCAAAUCAGCAAUAUAUAUGCAGAUAUUAUUCCACACAUAUUCCCUCUAUAUCUCCGUUACUGCUACUCAAGAUGGUAGUGGUAGAAGUCUUGCAAGUUGCAACCCAAGAGACAAGAAAGGUAAUCCAUGGAAUAGCUUUCACAAAUCAUUAAGUCAAUUUUCUAUGCCAUGAUUUUCAGUUUGAUUGAGAUCAUGUAAACAAAUAACCUAGGGUGUGAAUUUGUUGUGAACAUCUCUUGAAGGAUUCCGAUUUGCAAAUUAGAAGAAUUAAUUGAAAGAGGUAAUUAUGCCGGAGAGGAGCGGUUGAAGUCGAGCAGGAAAAUAGCAGAGUAUUUUGCCGAUCGGGAAUCUUCUUUCUUUUAAAUUUCAUUCUAUUUAAUUUGUUUUAAUAAAUGUCACAUAAGAAAUACAGUUAUAGUUUGACGUUAUGGGCUGGAGAAGGUUUUACACUUUCAAUUUAUAAUGCUUCCACAUUUGCCUGAUGUGACUUGACAU